Symbiodinium necroappetens is the source of this 2361-nucleotide messenger RNA. The record is from the annotation of a GenBank genome assembly. Lineage: Eukaryota; Dinophyceae; Suessiales; Symbiodiniaceae.
AUGCAGAUGCAGGUGCCGCGCCUUGCAGCUGUUCCUUCGAGUCUCUUGCGCAAAGCCGCCACCCCGUCGUCGCUGUGUCACAGUCGCACAACUUUGCCCGUGCCCAUAAUUCCGCGAAUCCCCGACUUUGGGACCGGGGAUGCGGGAUCUUCUGCUCCCAGCGUGAUGCAACUGUUGGUUCCGCUUGCUGUCGGCCGCGCCGCCCGGCGCGGAAUUGCGGCAAUCCAGCCAAGCACAUCGCACAGUUCUUCAAGGAUUUCAGAGAUUGAUCCUGGGCCACAGCUGGCAUCGACAGAGAAUGGAGCCAUGGCUUUUGCGACAUCCGGGCAAGCCUGCGUCGAUUUCCUCUUUCGAGUUGUUCCAGGCAUGAAACAAAAGGAAUUGCUUCGCUUACUUAGAUCUGCUUGGAAUGAAGAUCCCUUGACGGCAACGAAGCUGGUUAUGCAGUUGGGCGACCCCCGCCAAGGCAAGUCCAAUCGCGACAACCAUCAGCUUUGCUUGUUGUGGUUGUGGCGGAAUUUCCCCGCAACGGUCCUUGCCAACAUAAGAUCGGGCGCACUCUCGCACCACACAUGCAUGAAGGGAAUGCUUGACUUGCUGAUGUAUGCCGCCUGGGAUGCCGAAGAUUUUCUAUCGAAAGACUUGGCUGCGCAUCCGGACAGAGGCACUGUUGGGCCUCAGAGGCAAGAGCGCAAGAGCGCGGCCUUUUUGCAGGAGAAGAAGCUGAACGGCGCAGCUCGGCGAGCCAAAGAGCAAGAGGGUAGAGCUGCUCGCAUCAAGGCAUUUUGUGAGAAACUGGCCGAAGAGGGCCUGGGGAAGGAAGAAGACUUUCGGGUCCCACGGAAGUGGAGAGACGAGUCUGUCCCUAAACGCAUGCCGUGGAUUGAGAAGGAGGAGUGGAUCUCUGACAAAAUCAAGGCAAAGUUCGCGGACUAUUGUGAGAAAGUGGAUUGGGAGAAGAAUGCCAAGUUGCACGCCGAGGCGAAGGAGCGGAUUUCCCAGCAGAGGCUCUCUGUGCGUAAGCUCUAUGCGACCGAUGCAAACCUCCGGGAGUUGUACGAUACCGUGGCAGAUGAAUUCGCGAAUUCUCUGCAGGAGUUGUGCCGGAUCCUGCAUAAGCACUCGGAAGGGCAAGAGCUGACGCGUGAGGAGCGAUUGGCCCUCACUGGCAGUUUGGUGCCAAAGUGGGCUCCUACUUCGCAGGGAAUGCAUGACAAGAGGACGGACAUCGUGCAGGGGAUUGUUGAGAGGCUCUUCCCCAAGGAGCGCUAUAUGAUCCCUGAUGGGACUUUCGAAGAUUAUGUGUCCCGAAUGAAGGACAAGUACCGCCAGGAAGUGCUAACACCACUGAGGAAGCUUACUGAAGUCCCAGAGUCCUGUGUUGGGCGCGAGCAGUGGGGCGAAGUGAACUACAACAGAAUGGCCUCGAGAUGCAGGUUGUUGUAUGGCCAAAGCGUAUAUGCAAAGCAUGAUCCGGAGCGAUAUGCGGCCCAUAUUGAAAUGGCAUUGACACGUAAAGGGGGUGUUAAGGGGGGAGCUGUCAUGCCACACGAGCUCGUCUACAAGGUCUUGGGUGAAUGUUCGAAACUGGAGGAGAGGGAGGUGGAGGCACAAUGGAGGGACUUGGUAGCAGAUGUGCGGGAAUCUGGUGCCCUUGGCCAGUGCCUUGCGGUUUGCGAUGUCUCUGGAUCCAUGUACGGGACCCCCAUGAAUGUUGCGAUUGCUCUGUCCCUCCUGGUAAGCGAAGUGGCGGAAGGACCCUGGAAUGGAAAGAUCUGCACCUUCUCCAGAGAUCCCGAAUUCGUGACCAUCCCCUCCGGCCCGACUACUACCUUGUCGAGCCGGGCCAAGGCGACGGAGGACCUCGACUGGGGCAUGAACACCGACUUCCUGAAGGUGUUCACAGAAAUGCUCCGCAUAGCCGUGGAGAACGGAGUGCCGGGAGAGAAGAUGCCGAAGACUCUCUUCGUGUUCUCAGACAUGCAGUUCGAUCAAGCGACUUGCGACGGUUACGGCAACAACUUCGACUGGAGCACAACCCACCAACAGAUCUUGCAAAAAUUCAGGACAGCUGGUUACGGGCUCCAUGUGCCAGAGAUUGUCUAUUGGAAUCUGCGUGACUCCUGUGCGCGCGGACGACUGCCGACCAUGGCGAACCAAGAAGGUGUGGUGAUGCUCUCUGGAUUCAGCCAGGGCAUGCUGAAGAGCUUUCUGAGCAACAAGCUGCCUGAGAGGACAUCACCUCUAGAGCAGCUCCGGGCAAUGAUCGAGUCUGAGUACUACGAUAAGGUUGUGGUUGCGAGCGAAGAUCUGCCACAAGCGGCACCACGACCGGGACUGGCUGAGGUGCUCUUCAGCUAG